Molecule: messenger RNA, 654 nt
Organism: Tarenaya hassleriana
Lineage: Eukaryota; Viridiplantae; Streptophyta; Magnoliopsida; Brassicales; Cleomaceae
Product: protein RALF-like 22
Exons: 1
Coding region: 100-453 (117 amino acids)
Source: RefSeq, a predicted model, not a curated record
CAAACCAAAACCUUCCCGUCUUAACUAAAAGGAAUAAAAGGAAUACAAAGGCAGGAGUCGAAAGUAUCCGAAUCAAAGAGAAGGUUUGUUACGAAGAAAAUGGUUAGCCGUCGCGCGAUCUACGCCGUCGUUGCGAUCAUCGCGAUCGUAAUCGCAGCCGUCGAAGCCGGAGAGGACUACGGAGCUACGCUGGGGUUCGUCCGCACCGGAUCCUCGCUCUCCGGGUGCAGAGGAUCCAUCGCCGAGUGUCUCGCGGAGGAAGAAGAGCUGGAGCUCGACUCGGAGAUCAGCAGGCGCAUAUUAGCGAUGAACAGGUACAUCAGCUACGGUGCGCUGCAGAGGAACAGUGUGCCCUGCUCCCGACGCGGCGCUUCGUACUACAAUUGCCGGAGAGGAGCUCAGGCGAAUCCGUACAGCCGCGGUUGCAGCACCAUCACCAGGUGCAGGCGUUGAAUUUCCUGUUUUGCCCUUCUUCCUCUCUCUUUCUUCUCGGCCCCCCCCCCCUCUUUUUUUAAAAAAAAAAAUUAUUUGUCGAUUUCAUUUAAUAUGGGGUUUGAAUAGGAAAAGAAAUCCAUAGUAUUAUUUAAUGAAAGUAUAAAUAACGUUGAUUUUCUGCCGCUGUUAUUUGUAUAGAUUGAUUGUUAUUGUUUUCUC